Peromyscus maniculatus bairdii (prairie deer mouse) is the source of this 2908-nucleotide messenger RNA. NCBI's taxonomy places the organism in Eukaryota, Metazoa, Chordata, Mammalia, Rodentia, Cricetidae. The record is from RefSeq and is a predicted model, not a curated record.
UAAAGGAGAUCUUCCCAUUGCAAGCGCUACAGUUCUGCUUCCACAGGGAAGGUUUCCCCAAUUUUCAAUAAGAAUUCCAGUCUUUGUUUCUGAGAGAGAAACUGAGAGAAGAGCAACAAGAAGAAUGAAUGCUUCUGUGAUAAAUGCUCCCCAGAGUCAAUUAACAUUCAGGGAUGUGGCUGUGGACCUCUCACAGGAGGAAUGGGAAUGUCUAGACUGUGUUCAGAGGGCAUUGUACAUGGAUGUGAUGCUGGAGAAUUACAACAACCUUGUCUUUGUAGAGAACCAUUGCCUAUGUGAUAAAUAUGAGAAGGUCUUGGAUCACGGCACAAAGCAUAUUGUCUAUGAUCAUGUGAAUAUCCAAGAGAAGCCUUUUCAGUGUAAUGAGCUUGGCACAGUUAUUCAUGAAUCUUCUGAAAGUACAACGUAUGACAGAAAUGACAUUGCAGAAAACAGCAAGAAGGACAGAUUUGUUAACUACAGACAUGCCUCUGCUGAAUCAUUAAAUAUCAAUAGACAUGUAAGUGGGAAUACUGGAGAAGAAUCUUACAAUUACAAAGAAUGUGUAAACUCUUUAGAUUCCUGCUCUGUCAUUAGUCAACACCCAAUAGUCCAUACAACAAAAAAAGAACACAAAAACACAGAGUAUGAUAAAUCUUUUGACUCUAAACAUAAAUUCAUGCGGAAACAAACCAAUAGCAGAAAGAAGCCACACCAAUGCAGGAAAUGUGGAAAAUGCUUCAAGUUUUACACAAGCCUCAGUAGACAUCAGAGAGCUCAUACUAGAGAGAAAUCCUAUAAAUGUACAAAAUGUAAUAAAUCCUUCCUGCAUUUGUCCCAACUCAAAGUACAUUACAAGAUCCAUUCCAGAGAAAAACCCUUCAAAUGUACAGAAUGUGGUAAAUGCUUUUUUCAUACAUCAGACUUGGAAAGACAUUACAGCAUCCACACUGGAGAGAAUACUUACAAAUACAGUGAUUGUGGCAAAUCCUAUAUCUGCUGCUCAGAUCUUACAAAACAUCAGGAAACUCAUGGAGGAGAGAGACUUUCUGAAUGUAAACAAGGAACUGGGCCAUUCUAUACAUGGUCACACCUUGAAUACCAGUUUAGAACCUUUACAGAAGAGAAACUUUACAUAUGUAAUGAAUGUGGGAAAUCCCUUUAUACCUUUUCUGGUCUUAAAAGACAUCAGAGAACUCACACAGGUGACAAACCUUAUAAAUGUGAUGAAUGUGAGAAGUGCUUUACUGCGAAAGGCAGUCUGAGAACUCAUCAGAGAAUACAUACAGGAGAGAAACCUUACAAAUGUGAUGAAUGUGACAAAUCCUUUAUCCAGAAAAGCCAUUUUAGAAUUCAUCAGAGAAUACAUACAGGAGAGAAACUUUACAAAUGUAGUGAAUGUGAGAAUCUCUUUAUCUGUGUCUCUCAUCUUAGAAGUCAUCAGAGAAUACAUACAGGAGAGAAACCUUACAAAUGUAGUGAAUGUGAAAAAUCUUUUACUCAUCUUUCAGACCUUAGAAGACAUCAGAAAGUUCAUACAGGAGAGAAACCUUAUAAGUGUAGUGAAUGUGACAAAUCCUUUACAAGGAAAUUCUAUCUUAGAACUCAUCAGAGAAUACAUACAGGAGAGAAGCCUUACAAAUGUAGUGAAUGUGACAAAUUCUUUACACAGGCCUCAGAUCUUAGAAGACAUCAGAAAAUACAUACAGGAGAGAAACCUUACCAGUGUAGUGAAUGUGACAAAUCCUUUACCCAGAAAAGCAGUCUUAGAACUCAUCAGAGAAUACAUACAGGAGAGAAACCUUACAAGUGUAGUGAAUGUGACAAAUCCUUUAUAAGUAAAUUCUAUCUUAUAACUCAUCAGAGAAUACAUACAGGAGAGAAACCUUACAAGUGUAGUGAGUGUGACAAAUUCUUUACGAGGAAAUUCCAUCUUAGAACUCAUCAGAGAAUACAUACAGGUGAGAAACCUUACAAAUGUAGUGAAUGUAACAAAUCUUUUACCAGCAGCUCUGUUCUGAAAAAACAUCAGAAAAUACAUACAGGAGAGAAACUUUACAAAUGUAGUGAAUGUGACAGAUUCUUUUCCGAGAAAUGCAAUCUUAGAACUCAUCAGAGAAUUCAUUCAGGAGAAAAGCCUUAUAAAUGUAGUCAAUGUGGGAGAUCCUUUAAUCAGAGAGCCAGCCUUAGAGCACAUCAAAACAUCCAUAUAAGAGAAGCUUUGAGAAUGUAAUGUAUGCAGAAAAGUUUUUACCUGAUUCUCAAGUCUAAGAAAACACUUGAAAAUUCAUAGCUGGGGAGAAAAAUUUCCAUAGGAAAUAAUGUGGCAUGUGCUUUUUCCAAGCUUUAUCCUUAGCCACUCUUGAAGCUUCACACUGGAAAAUCAUUAUGAACAUGAGAAACUUGUGAAAACCUUUAGUAAUGUUUGAUCUUGGAAAUAAGGGGUUAUGUUGAGGGAAAUUCUGAUAGUGUGACAAUGUAUGAAAAUUUUCAUUAAAACUUUUUACUUGUUCAGCCUCAAAUAUUUCAUACUGCAGACUACAUGCAGAAGCAUGAAGAAUAUGCUGUUUUAUAACAGUUUUCCUAGAGACUGAAAUGAUCCAUUCUGAAGGGAAGCUGAAUAAGGCAGGAAAUCCCCAAAACUGACAAGAUUCCAUAUGUUUAACUCAAAUAAAGAAACGCAGACAACCCAUACCCCUUAGAAGAGGAUUUGACACAUUGAGUCACCAAGACUGGAUGCUUUUAUCCUGUAGAUAUGCCUAUAGGUACUCUGGGAAUCCAAUAUUCAUUAGGUGUGGUUGUAUUUUAAUGAUGGCAACUGUCUUUUUGUCCCUUUUGCUCUAUCUAGUAAAAUACUCCAUCCCCAUAUUCCUUUAAGGCAAAUAAAGCUGAUUGGUGCAACAAGUUA